This is a messenger RNA of Camellia sinensis, 2215 nucleotides long. RefSeq names its product sister chromatid cohesion 1 protein 2. Gene Ontology annotation, biological process: replication-born double-strand break repair via sister chromatid exchange; sister chromatid cohesion. Gene Ontology annotation, molecular function: chromatin binding; protein binding. The record is from RefSeq and is a predicted model, not a curated record. NCBI's taxonomy places the organism in Eukaryota, Viridiplantae, Streptophyta, Magnoliopsida, Ericales, Theaceae. Gene Ontology annotation, cellular component: cohesin complex.
UAAUUUUUUUCCCCUGAGAAUUCUCUGAUACACUUUUGUUUCAGGUCGACCGUUUCUUCUUUCUCAUAGGCACACAAAACCACCCUCUCAUGUAUCAGUUGCAGAACAUCUUUUGAAAUUUCUGAAUCAAACUCAGAGAGAGAGAGAGAGAGAGAGAUAGCGAAGUGAAGAGAAACAUGUUCUACUCGCACUGUUUCCUUUCUAGGAAAGGGCCUUUAGGAACCAUAUGGGUCGCUGCUCAUUGUUUCAAAAGGGUGAAGAAACACCAAGUUGCUCAGAUUAACAUCUCUUCUUCAGUGGACAAGAUAUUGGUAGAUGAAGUUCCUGUUGUCACAUAUAGAGUACUAGGGCACCUUCUCCUAGGUGUUGUGAGGAUAUACUCAAAGAAGGUUGAGUAUCUGUUCCAUGACUGCCGUAAGGUGCUGGUUAAAGUUAAUGAUUUUGCGGGUAGCAAAAUAACUAAUGUGCAUAUUCAAGCUAUGUGCCCACCUUAUCUCUCCAUCACUCGACCAAAAAGGUUUGAACUCGAUGCUUUUGAUCUGCAGAUAUUGGAAGAUGGAAGCGGGGUCAAUGAAAGACCUGAUGAAGAUAUUAUGCUUCCAGAUGCAAGGCAAAAUGACGGCGCUGGACAUGACUCGUUUGACAAGUAUCACUCUGAGGAAGAUGCUGCAAAUUUUGAAACUUACACUCCGGUUAAAGAUGUUCUUUCACAUUACAUCAUGAAGAAUGACAUGAUGGUGGCAAGUGCAUCACAUAAUUUAAGCAAAGCAAGCAUAGAGAAACUUAGAGGCAAUAUUUUUUCACUGGAAGAACGUCUGGAUCCUAUGCCACUUGGUGAGUGUGAGGAAGAACCAGGUAUUGUUAGACCAUUGGGUAAGAAGUAUCAGAUUGACACAGAGCAGAUAAAGUUUCCCGACACUGAAACUGUUAGGGCUGAGGAGAACCCCCCAGACCCUAUUAGAUCAUUUGAUCAAGAGCAACAAAUGAAUGCAGAGCAGAUAAAAAUCCCAGAAAUGAUAUCACCAGAAAGCGGAAUGUGUCGGAUAAAUACAGAAGACCACCUGGAACCCAUUACUGUUGAUGUAACUUUCCAGUCCAAGUACCCAAAUGCUUCAGGCGCCACUACACCAGAGGUCAUGGUUGUUCCAACUCCAGCUGCUAAGGAGCAAGCUAGAGUUUCAAGGAAGAGAAGGUGUUUGUUUGAUGACAUCAUCGUGUUGCCUAACAAGGUACUUAAGGAAAGCAUUGAUGACUCGAGUGACUUGAUUUGUAAACGAAGGAAAGCUCCUCAUACUUCUCUCCAUGCCUGGAAGGCGUAUCAAAUUUCAAAUCUCCCUCACACUUUCUCAGAGUCUUUGAUUCCUUGUAUUUCAUCAGAGCUCAUAUCUCUCUUCUGCAGAAAGAAAUUAAAAACCCGAGAGGCAGUUGAAACCGUGGAAGCUUCUGAAAAAUUAGAUAUAUUAAGUCCAGAUGCAGUUAAAACUACGGAAGCUCCUGAAAAAUUAGACAUAUUAGGAUCCCCAACUGUUCAUAGAUCUUUGGAUGAAACAGAAAUUGUUGCUCCUUCAACACCUGUUACCCGCUCAACUCCUCCUUUGAGGUUGCAAGAGGCUCUUGAAAUUACUAAGUUGGAUAGAGUGGGACCCUCAAGAUCAUUUGAAAGCAUAGAGAAAGAGUCAUCUGAGGAUAAAGAAUUUGAUUUUAGCCUGCUAAAUGAGGAGAUUAAUUCAUGCGAAGGAGUUAGUCACGAAACGAGUGAAUGGUCGGUCAGAACCAGAAUGCUAGCAAGGUACCUGCACAGAAGCUUUCUACAUCGAAAGAAACAAAGAGAAGAUGGGGUAGUGAACUUAUCGCAGGUUCUGAAACGGAAAACCAAGGGCGAAAGUGCAAGGGUAUUCUACGAGAUACUGGUUUUGAAAACGAAAGGAUGUAUAGAUAUGAAGCAGAAUGCAGCCUAUGAUGACAUACUUGUACUAGAAACUCCAAAGUUGCUGCAAUGUUGUGAAGCUGAUGUGAAGUAAAAUGCUAGUGGGGAUCCAAAGCUGUAGGGUCUAUCUGUGUUUAAUUAACAAAAUAUGUAUCAUCUCAUGUACAUACAUCAGUAGUUGUUAGAGAGAGUUUAGAAUUUUGCAACCCGGAUAGCUUGUAUAUUAAAUUAUCAGGUGUAAGAAUGUUUAUUUAAGUCCAGUUUUAACUAUUGCCUAGUAAUGGUCCA